This is a messenger RNA of Zymoseptoria tritici IPO323, 879 nucleotides long. RefSeq lists its product as uncharacterized. NCBI's taxonomy places the organism in Eukaryota, Fungi, Ascomycota, Dothideomycetes, Mycosphaerellales, Mycosphaerellaceae. The record is from RefSeq and is a predicted model, not a curated record. The transcript has 3 exons. Bases 1 to 879 code for a protein of 292 amino acids.
AUGAAACGGUUGUCCGAGGUUCGAGCCGGCGAUGAUAAGACCGGUCUAGGCUCUGACCAAGAACAUCCGACAAGACGGUCCGCCCCGGACAAUCUCCCGAUCGUGAAGAUUCCAAAGGCCGGAGCGAGACCGAAUCUUCUCAAACGCGCCAUUCCAGGAGUCAAGGUUUGGGAUAUUCUUUCGGAGCUCGUCGACGCCCAGCGGAUCAAGGGCCGCUCGGCGUCCACGACACAAACUGUGCGAUACUCCUCGUGCUUGAUUACGCGCAUGCCAGAGCGACAGUCGGACGGCGCUGCGAAGUGUGCCUGCGAUCAGAGCCUGGUCUGGUCUCGGUGGGCUGCUGGUAUUCGUCUGCCUGGGAAUCUGCAGCGCGGCCCAAUCCUGCUGGCUGACGUGGAUUGCCUACCUGACUACUUCUCCAUUACACCACGGGCCAACAACACUGCCGACGUUCUCUCCGUCGAUAUCAACACCGAACAUCUACCUGCCGACUCUCCUUACUAUUCACCGGCCCCAUCAGUACAAGUACAUUCUCUUCUGGCGCCGCGACCUUCGAUCACUCCGACUUCUACCAUGGCUUCUACUGGCAGCUUCAUGCAAAUGCAGACCUCUGCGUCGCACACACCAUCGCGACCUCAACACAUUCAGAACGUACUUCACGUCACCAGCGACGACUCCACAUCAUCAGACAGCUCCUCUUCGUCCUCAGCGAACUCCGCGCUGUACUCUUCUCCUGAGUUUGCUCGCUGCUCACGAUGCCACCGAGCAUCGAGCAUUGACUGGAAGACCGGUCAAGACAAGAACAUGAUGCGUUACGGCCUCAACCUGUGGUACUGCAAUCGAUGCGCUAGCAUCGUCGGCAUGAUUCCCAAGGGAUGA